ACUGAGUAGUUCACAGACCCAUUUAUUAUCAAAACCCACAUGUUAGAGAUAUAACAAGACGUGUCUAUUGAUCCAUGGAGAUGCUUGGAUUUAAGGCAAGUGCCCCAAAGGGUGUGAAGUUAAGUAAACCUCCUCCAAGAAAAUUGAAUAUUAAAACAGAAGCCAUAUUGGACCAACUUGAAAACAGGAAUUUUAACAAUGGAAUCCGAGAGCUAUCCAUGUUGGAGCAGAGCAGAUCGAUGGAGCUGAAUAAUAACUAUAUAGAGAAAAGCAAUGGAUUGACACAUGAUUCUUGUCCAGCUAGCCUCAACUGCUUGUCCAAUGUCAUCAGUAACAAAGGACAGGGUGACAAUAAUGUAGAUUUGAAACAGAGAGUAAGAGCACCAAGAACCCCCAAAUUAAAAAAACCAAGACCACUGCGCAGCAAUGUUGCCUGCAGAGAGACUAGUCUUGCCACUACAGAAGUGAACAACAACAUGGAACAGAAUACAUCAUGCACCUCAGAUUUCUCAAGCAUACAAUCAUCAGAAGAGGCAGAAGAUAAAAUCCUAAAUGCAAUAGAGAGGCUGGACUGUCUAGACCAGAUAAGUGCUGGCUCAUUCAAAGACAUUGUGGUGAAGUUCGGGCCUCAGCUUGAGAGGGAAAAUCCAGCCUUUAUAAGAAGCAGUUUGGCAUGUGUGGAGGAAUUUCUAAAGAGGGAUGGCAAUGAUGCCAGUGUGCGAGCUGUGUUACGAGAAAUGUUAGACCUCCACAAGCAAUCAAGGAAUAAAGACUCGGAGAAGAAAUCCAUGCACAAUAAGGACAAUGGAAACACUGAGACGGAAUCAAACACAACUAGGCAGCAGGGAAAUUUGAAUGUAAAUGAGUCUAUGAAGACUGAGGAAAGUAAAGUUUGUCGUGCAAUUAGUCAAGAUUCUGGCUAUGGAGACCUGGAUGAUAUUGUUUUGUGGAAUUCAGAGGAUUCAUUUAUUGAGGAUGCCAGUGAGAAUCUGAAGUCAUAUGAUGAUGAAAAUACAGAGAAAGAUGCAGACCAUAUAUUGGCAGUGGAAACAGGGUCUAAGAAGGAUAGCCAUGAAUUUCUGUCAAAACACUUUGGUAAACCUACAGUUGUGGAGGAAAAAGAGCCCUUGUAUUCCACAGAGAAGCAUUGGAGUGAUACUGUGAGAAAACGGAAAGACAUUAAUGACACAUGUUACAGCAAACAAAGGGAGGAAUUCACCAGACUCAAAGACAAUCCAAGAAUGGACAAUCUAACAAGGACAGGAUUUGGUGAGGCUAGGUUCAGAUCUGAUAGAUGGACAAGGAGUUCCGAAGACAAAUUUAUCAGCCAGAGAACUUCUGAAAGAAAGCAGCCUGCUAAUGGUGCAGAUCAGGAGUCCUGGAGAAAACUUCCUGUCCGUGCUGGAUUUGGGUUCCCUGGGAAAAUGUCCACAGUGCUAGAGGAAGAGGGGGUCCAUGAUGAGUUAGCCGCCAUUCCCAAGAGACCAAAGCAUCUCAUUCGCAAAAUUCAAAAUGCAGACAGUAAUGGAAAUGGAAAGCUUGUAGUUGAGAGAAAUCCAUUGGGGCCAGGAAGUGAUCCUUCCGUGAUAGCUGAUGUGGAGAAGGGCCUCCCAAAAAGUAUUUACUCGCCUUGUGGUAGAAGAGCUAUGUUUAAAAAGUACAACACGGCUGUUUGUUUUGAAGAUAUAGAUUCUGAUGACUUGGAGGAAAAAGAGAAACUAUUUUACAGUCGUGAGGCCUUGCUGAAACUGGCAAAUAGUCCUUUGUCCAAACAAAAGCCCCCCGAGUUGUCAUACCUACAGAAAAUUUACCCUGAAGUCUGCCUUUCUGAGGCAAAGAAAUAUUUUUCAAGCUCAGACCUCUCCAGACCAUCAGAUACUCGUUUUCGAGAUGUUAAAGAGAAAAAGAAAAAAUGUGAUGAAGUGAACAACUUCAUAGACAGAUUAACAGAACCAGAAAAUGCCCAGAAUCAGUCCUCAGAAAAUGGCUUCCUGUACCCAACACCAAGAUUUGAGUUUGGGACACACCAGGGAUUUCCACAAUCCAGCUUGCCUGUGUCAUCUUCAAGCCAAGGAGAUAAAAAGAUGGUGUUUGGAAGCAAUGCCAGUUUUAUCCCUAAAGAUUUCAGCGAGUGUUCACAGGUUGGAACAACAAAUAUAACAGGCAAGCAAAGGUGUGGGUUUGGAAGACCUGUUUGAUUCAACCGUCCGAAUUGAGUGUUGAAACAGGAUUUAUCACAAAUUAUUAAAAAAAGAACAAUUGUACAGGCAGCAUAUUUUCAUGUAGUUACACAUGAAUCUGACACUGUGUUCAUUUAUGUGGGCUGUCUAAUUAGAUCACAGAAUUUUGUUCUGUAUGAAGUUGUUUGUCCUCUGUAACUUUGAGGCAGGUGAUGUGUUCAAUUAUACUGUUCCCAACCAGUAGGUGCUAUCGGUAUUUUGUACUGCAAAAGGGAAACAGGUUAUAUAUGGUAGCCACAUAAAUUCUGAUCUCCACUGAUGUAUAUACAUGUAGCUGUUAUUUUCUCUUCUUGUAUGUUCUUCAGCUUCAUUAAUUGAUCCAGAAAAAAGACUGGUUGUGAUGUAAUAAGGGACCAUUAUGUGGAUGUCAUAUCAUAUCCUUUGAGGAAGUCUUGUUUUUAACCAUUGUCUUUCCCUUAUUAUUUGUUGUAUAGUUAGAAAGAGGCUUUUUUUUCAGUUCUAGUCAGUUGUUGGUAACUGUUGGUAAAAAUAAUUUGUGUUCCCAAUGAAAUCAUAUCUUUCUUUUUUUUGGUAUAUUUGUCCCUCCCUUUUUAAUUGCUGUAUGUGUGAUGAAGUAGUCAGUUAUUGUAAAAACUGUUUACCUAUCCAGCAAAUUUUGUGUAUUUUGUUUGUUUUCACCCAAUUUUCAGCAAUUACCUUCUUAAUCUCAAGACUUUUACAUGGACUUGGUUAUGUUAAGUCCCAUUGGUGCUGUAUAGUGCUUAUCUAGUCUGAAAUUUUACCAAUGAAAACCAUAUUAAUGUUUAAAAACUGUUGUAUAAUGUAGUAAUUUUUGUCUGUUCGUGAUAUACACUUUGACUUAUCCAUUCCACAGAUGUGUUCAUUGUAUAGAUGGGUCAGUGAUAAGUUCCGUCUUUUCUCAAUUAUUUUUUGCAACAAAUUCCAGUCUGUAAAAUUCCAUUUUUGAAGCAGUCAGCAUUAUUUGUAUUAACAUUCUAAUUGUGUUCAUGUUACUCAUCCAUCUCUUACUUUGUCAUUUUUGUACAUGUGCAUUAUGUUGUUCUUUGUUUUAUUUUUUUUUUUUAAUUUGAGAUUGAAAUAACUCUUCCAGUUCACUAGUUUGUAUACAUUAUUGUACUCAGUUUUUGACUUGCAAAAUUCAUUGGAAUUAGUGAAAUGGCAUAUAAUAAUUAAGGCAUUCAUUGUGGCAUUUAUAAGUAUGUGUAUUCCUGGUACGUUAUUGAAAUGGAGGCAGCAUUUAAGUAAAAUUCUGAAGUAGAUUAAUAUUGUCUUUUCUUGUUUAAAAAAAUCAUUAAAAGUAAAUUUUGUUUAAUUAAGUGACAUAUAUCAAUACCCUUCUUUACUUUGUAAAGCUCCAUUUUUUUUUUUGGAAAUAAAUUUGAGAAUGUA
Messenger RNA from Saccostrea echinata, 3611 nucleotides. RefSeq lists its product as uncharacterized. The coding region runs from base 75 to 2198 and encodes 707 amino acids. Lineage: Eukaryota; Metazoa; Mollusca; Bivalvia; Ostreida; Ostreidae. The record is from RefSeq and is a predicted model, not a curated record. The transcript has 13 exons.